Molecule: messenger RNA, 336 nt
Organism: Staurois parvus
Lineage: Eukaryota; Metazoa; Chordata; Amphibia; Anura; Ranidae
Source: the annotation of a GenBank genome assembly
CUGAUGUCUGAGCACCCAAGCUCUAUGAUUCCAGCUUUUGAUCAGAGAAAUGGAUUAAGGGUGGUUUAUAAACUGCUGGCAUCAAAGAGUGAAGGAAUACGGGUUCAAUCUUUAAAAGUCCUCGGAUACUUUCUGAAGCAUUUGUCUCCAAAGAGGAAAGUUGAAGUUAUGCAGGCCCAUGGGUUAUUCUCUCUCCUGGCUGAGAGGCUGAUGCUAGAGGCAAAAACCAUCACAGUUACAACAUACAAUGUGUUGUUUGAGAUUCUUAUUGAACAGAUUAACACUCAGGUGAUACAUAAGCAACAUCCUGACCCUGAUUCAUCAGUCAAGAUACAA